AUGAUGGAAUGGACUAGGACUUUAGUGAAGGCUGCCCAUAUGAUAGCCCAGCAGAUGGAUGUCACGGGCUGGUUCUGUACGUAUGUGUGUAUAGAGGAAUCACAAUCAGGCAGCGCUGAAAGAUGGGGUGGUCGUGGACCAGAGCACAAUAUGGCUCUCCAACAAAUACUCAAGCUCCAAGAAGCGAGAGCCCUCCACAAGACCUCCCUUCUUCCCCUUUACAAGAAGAAUGGUCUUCCGUCCCCUCCGGGAACUGGCUACGACAAGCCUGACAAGAGACCAGAAUAUCCUGACCCUCGAGCUUUCGAGCAAUCGAAGCUUGAGGCAGAGUUCAGAAGACUAAUGGAACAUUCAAGUAGAGAUGUUCGCCAUGACGAAUCCUUGAAAUACUUCCAACAUGUGAUGGAAGCUAAACAACAUUACGAUUAUUUGAAAAGUCUACAAGAAAGAGACACAAGAAGCAGUCCUAGAGAAAAUCAUGCAGAAGUAAAGAAAGAAACAAUGUCACCUAACAAUAACAGAUCGACGCCCGUGCAACAAUCGCCUCCUCAUAGAGUGUCGUCAGCCGAAGCAUCUCCUAACCACAGCAUCCGCCUAUCUACCUCAUCCAGUCCUCUCUCAACCACUAGUCCAAUAAACUCAUCCCCUUUAAGUCACUUGCAAAGUAUGCAGCCUUUUGAUUUUCGAAAAAACAAAGCAAAUGAGAACAACGACAAGGAAGAAAACAGAAAACCCUAUGAUUUAGCGUCAGCGGAAAAAGCCACCAUGGAUUUAAUGAGGAGUCAGUUCUUCAAUUUUCCAUUGCCGUCUAAUCUGCCUAUUCCUGCCAUGACGAUGCCUUCGGCGUUCAAUCACCAGGCAGCAAUGGUAGCCGCACUAAGUCAAAACCCAAUGGGCUUAGCCUCUCUUCAAGCUCUUUUACCGCAAAUGUCAGCAAAACCUACAGAACCAUCGGAAAAUAAAAUUCAUAGCAAUGGCAAAGCCAGAAGUGAAGAUCCAAAAUCAGACGAUGACAAUGUUUUGAACCUAAGCAAGGACUCUUACGCUGAAGCAGCUCAAAAUUCCAGGAAUAUGAUGUUAGGUAAAUGCAUCAGUCCACCAAAACGCCAAUGGGGUGCAUCACAGAUGCCACUGAAUUUGGGUACGCAUUUCAUUAACCCAGCAACUGGUAAAAAGAGAGUGCAAUGCAAUGUAUGCCUGAAAACUUUUUGUGAUAAAGGAGCUUUGAAGAUCCAUUUUUCUGCUGUUCAUCUACGUGAAAUGCACAAGUGUACUGUUGAAGGAUGUAGUAUGAUGUUCAGUUCCAGAAGAUCAAGAAACCGUCACAGUGCAAAUCCUAAUCCAAAAUUACAUUCACCCCACUUACGAAGAAAAAUCUCACCACAUGACGGUAGAACGGCUCAAGUUCACCCAGUGCUUAUUUCACCGCAUAGAGCUGGUUUGAACAUUCCUCCUGUGAUUAAUCCGAUGCAUCCGUUCGGAUCUUACCCUCUAUUAAACCCACCUCACAAUAUGGGCCAGUUCCCGACUAGUUUGCCUCUAGACUACAAGAACAAUAUGAAUAUGAACUUUUCACCAUCUUUCGAUCACAGUCAUCCAAUGAGGCGUGAAUCGGAUUCUGUGGAAAAUAAAGACCAAGAUGGCCAAGGAGACUCUGAUGAAGAUGAUGGUAUUGUAGUAGUAGCUGGUGACGAUGAUGAUGAAGAUGGUGAACAUAUCGACACAAGCGAUUAUUACCUGAAUUUGAACAAAUCUAUAGGCUCUAUAGAUGAUUCUGAAACUGACUUUGAUCAACGAAGUGUAAGUGAUAAUAAUGAAGUAGCUGACAAUAGAAAAGACGAAGCUGCUAGUCCCGAAGUAAUGAAAAGAAAACGCAAAAAUCUUAAUCCAACUCGUUUACAGAAUCAUUAUAUCACAGAAAAUGGUAUAAAUGACCAAAAAUCGACUGCUGAUCGUCCAGAUAAAGAUGAAAAUGAAUGUGCUUUAGAUUUGAAAAGAGUUAAAACUGAAAAUGAUGAGGAAGCUUCUGCAAAUCAAGUGCCAAUAAACAAUGAUGAUCUUCCUCAAGAGAAAUCUGAAAAAACCAAAUCUGAGUCACAACAAGAAACAUUACCUGCACCAGUCAUCAAAGACGAACCUACAGACAUGAGUUAUAACAUUCAAGAUCUGAGAGUAAAAGAUGAACCAAUUGAUAAACAAGACGUUUAUAAACCCACAAACGAUCGCACCAAUGAGGAACACUUUUCAUCAGAAAAUGCUCUUAAAAGACUGGAAAGUUUGUCAAAAGGUGACUUUCCUAGUGUUAAUAAGAAACACGACUCUUCUUUGGGCCCUUACAAUCUAACAAUGAAUGAUUCGAUAGAUUACUCUGACAGAUCUCGGUCUUCAUCUGUAUCAAGUUUUGACUACAACGCAGAAGACACUCAUGGCCAAAUAUUUGGGCACUUUGACAACGGUUUCUUUGUCAGCACACCUGAUGUUCCCAUGGACCAUGAAAACCCCCGUAAAUGCACUGUAUGUGGAAAGAUUUUCCAGAACAUUUACGUCCUCAAAACUCAUUACCAAAAUGCACAUCUCAAGCUUAUGUACAAAUGCAACGUUGAUGGAUGCAGAGCGGCUUUUUCAUCGAAACGAAGUAAAGACCGCCACAGUGCAAACAUGAGUUUACACAGGAAAAUAGAAGAAUAUAGAAUAUCAGAGGAAUCUUCGCGUUUUCUGGAUAAGAUACGAGAGCAAAUGGAAUUGAUCUCACGGUACAAUGAAGAAGAACGAGCUGUUCCUUACGUAGAAUCUCAUUUAUACUACCGAGCAAAAGAAUCUGAUAAACUCAAGAACCAUUUAAGUCAACAACUGCCGUUCCCGUCUCCUUAUCCUCACUUACAGUUGCCAGACACUUAUCUGAGCAACAGAGAUAUGUUUGCACAGCAUUCGUUCCUAUUCACUCCAUUUGGUAUGCUUCCUAAUUUCCCUCCGAUUCCAUUAGGGUUCCUACCACAAAGUUUGAAUGCUUUCGGUUGCCAACCAAAUUACUCUCCACCGCAUUCGAGGAAGUUGAACUACUGUGUGGAGGACGAGGCACCACGACCAAAUAAGGACGGGAGCUAUCCAUGCCGGGGUUGUAAAGACUGCUUCAAAGACCUGUCUAGCUUGAAGCACCACUGUGAAAGUGUACACGUGCAGUCUUUACAUCGGUGUACAGUCAGCGGUUGCAACGCUGCUUUCUUUUCAAGAACUAAGAGAAACAUUCAUUAUGAAGCUCACAUGGCGCGCAGACAAAAUGGUCGUAUCCACAUGAAUCCAUCGUGACCUGAAUAGUUCUAUUGACUGUAGUCGAAUCUCCAGUGCAUUUGUGAUUUCAUUUAGUAUUACCAAAUAGUUUUGUAAGUCUAGGCAGUACCAGUACCUUUAUAUUCUCAGUAAGAUGAGGUGGUAUCAUUGUGGUGAAUGGCUCAGCUGUUUGUGAAACUGUGGUGAAUACUGCAUUGUAAAUAAUAUAGUAGAGAUUGAUCGCUUAGACUUUUCCAUUUGUUGUAGCAUGGAUAGUAUUUUAAUGUAAUUCAACAUUCCAUAGUAAUAAAUCGUGCAAUAAAAUGUAAAUAAAUAAUAGUGUGUAAUGUACAAAGUUUUGGCUGAUGUAGUUUUGAUGAUGAAUGUAAAUGUAUGUGCUACAAUGUCGUAUGUAUAGCUGUGAGUUUAAAUGUAUCCUUCUAAAUUUAUUUCUGUGGUCUUUUAGCACAAGUGGGGAUUUGUAACGAUGUUAUCUGUAAUAUCUUUAUUUACUUUGUCUUUUCCUUUUCUUCCUUCUCUUCUAUUUCUUGUUCUUCUUGCUUCAUAACUCGUUACAAAAAAUCCCAAAGCGACUUUAAAUUAAUUAUACACUUUUGAUCGUAUCUCCUAAUGUUUUGGUGCUAAAAUAUGACAAAUUAUAAUUUCAUUUUCUUUAUGCAUAUUAUUAUAUUUCUCGGUGUUUCUCAAUGAAAUCUUCGUGUAUUGUGAGAUAUUACUUAUAGAGUACCUACUUUAAAUUGUAUAAGUACC
Messenger RNA from Spodoptera littoralis (African cotton leafworm), 4038 nucleotides. The record is from the annotation of a GenBank genome assembly. NCBI's taxonomy places the organism in Eukaryota, Metazoa, Arthropoda, Insecta, Lepidoptera, Noctuidae.